CCUGUGCCUGCAGCUGCUGGCUGCUCCAGCUCCUUGGAGCUGAUGCCCAUGUCCCGUUCCAUGUUGCCCAUCGCCUUGGGCUCGCCAUCGACACAGUCGCACAAGGGCAACUUUAUGGGGCAUGCUGGCGACAGUACCACACGCUUGCAGUUCGAUGAUUAUUUGUUCGAAUCGUGUCAUUAUCUGGAGACAAACUAUUUUGCCGCUACCUAUCGCACUGCCAUGGUCGAGAGCAGCUCGCACGAGUUCCGGCCCUCGACCACAACGCCGACGAGCACACGGUCGGACAGCUUUGAGCUGCAUGAACUGGAGCCGCCGAGCGUAAUAUGCAAGGCGGCACCCAUGCUGGACUAUCAUGCCGCAUCGCCGCCCCCCUAUCAGGCGGAGGUGCGCAUGACCAGCAGCGGCGUCCAGACGGAGCUGACAGUCGAGUCGCAGCUGAGUCAAAGCGGCAGCUCUAGCUCAGGCAGUUCGCCGCAUGUGCCGCCCUUUUUCAUAUGCUGCUACACGCCCAUCGAUCGUUGGCGGGCAAGGCGAAUGGGCGCGGCUGCUGCCGCCAAGCGUGCUAAUCCAGAGAAGAACGGCCAUGCUGUCUGACAGUAAAUGAAUUUAUUACAAAUAACUUUAAAGCAAAACUAACUAAGCGUCAGCUGCGCUGUUUCAUUUGCGAUAUCAACAAACGAUUCCAUUUCGAAGACAGUCAAUACACAAAACUUCGCCUAAUAUUCAUUUUGAAAGAGUUUAAAACAGAAACAUGUACAUUUUUUAUACACACCCACACACAACACACAAUUCGCACAUUUUUGCAAUACACAACAACACAAAAUAUAAAACAUUUUGAUAGACUUAAAACUAAAGAUAAAUUUAUUGAAAAGA
Molecule: messenger RNA, 876 nt
Organism: Drosophila arizonae
Lineage: Eukaryota; Metazoa; Arthropoda; Insecta; Diptera; Drosophilidae
Source: RefSeq, a predicted model, not a curated record